CGAAUGCAAGCUGCUGGUCAACUACGAUGGUAUGCCACAGAGGAUAUACUACAAUACGUUUAUCGAUUACGCAACUACUUGCUGGAAACCCCAGGGAAAUUGUCACCCACCUUUAUAUCGACCCAUCGCUUAAAUCCAAUAGAUACCACUUUUCUUUUUGAUGGUGAUCAACGAUUUCCUGCUCAGACGGCCUAUAUCUGUGAAGCUAUUGGUGGAUGGAAUGAUUUACUCCAACGUCUUCAACUCUUGACCUCGCUUGCAAUUCAUAAUAAUCGAUUAUUACGUGGAUACAGUAGUAUUACUACACAAGGUGAUGCUGAAAUGAUUUUGCUUCGCGUGAUUGAUGAAAUCAUCCAAGCCUUCGAAGCUGGUGAGGGAUUCAUUGAUCGAGAUGCUUUUGAGGAACGUUAUGAACUGGUCUGG
This is a messenger RNA of Halteromyces radiatus, 423 nucleotides long. RefSeq lists its product as uncharacterized. Gene Ontology annotation, molecular function: structural molecule activity. The transcript has a single exon. The record is from RefSeq and is a predicted model, not a curated record. NCBI's taxonomy places the organism in Eukaryota, Fungi, Mucoromycota, Mucoromycetes, Mucorales, Cunninghamellaceae. The annotation marks the transcript as partial.